AUGCCCAACCACCACUGCAAAGCGUGUCAAAAUGAAGACAAUGACGAUAUGGUCCAAUGCGACACGUGUGAUGACUGGUAUCAUUACGUAUGCGUAGGUGUGAAUGACGAAAUCAAGGACCACGAUUGGAACUGUAUUAAUUGUCGAACUCCUGCCCCAGAAAAGGCCCAAGAUUCCAGUCUCACAGGCAUAGGUCAAUUUACACCACUAACGUUCGAUUCAAUGCAACAUUCAAACCCUCCACAUAACACCUCUGCAGCCCAAUCUCAAUCGGCAGCCGUUUCAGCUCCACAGGGUGGUUCUACAACCCAAUCUCAAUCGCAUGGUAGCCAAUCGGCAGCCGUAUCAACUCCACGAAUUCAACCCUCCGAUUCCAUCGACAGUCGUACAACACCUACAAACACGACGUGUUCAAAACGUCGUGACUUAUUGCUUCAACAAUUGGAGGAAGAAAGGCUUCUGCAAGCUCAACGUGACAAGGAGUACAUCCAAAAGAAGUAUGCCCUUUUGAAGGAGUUCCAACAUAGUAGUGACGACAACAAGAUGUUUCAACAAGAUUCUACAGUACAACAACAAACAAGCGAUAGCACUUCUCUAGCUAUGACGAAGCCAAACUCCCUCGUCAAUUCUCAGGAUACCAGCGGGUGGAACAGCACAUUCUACUACAAAGCAAGUGACCAGCCUCUCAUGUCAACCAGCCAGCAACAUAGUGGUUCAGCACCAACUACAACGGUUAACUCUAGGCCUUAUGCGGAGGUUUCCUUCGGCGACAGACUAGCAACAAAUCAAUUCAACUUUAGCAAAUCGAAUGAAACGCUAAUACCGAAUAAGCAGCAACUGGCAGCCAGGCAGCUAAUGUCAAAGGAACACAUAACCUUCAGUGGACGCAUCGAGGAGUGGCCUAGGUUCAUCAGCUGGUUCAACAGUACCACAGUGUCGUGCGGGUAUACGGACACAGAUAAUUUAAGGCGGUUACAACAUUGCUUGAAAGACGAUGCGUUCAAAACAGUCGGAGUUACACUAUUUACGCCGCAACAAGUUCCAACCGCUAUGAAGUCCCUUCAAAUGCUUUAUGGCCGGCCCGAAGCAAUCAUCGACAGUCUUAUUGAUCAGAUUAGAAAAGAACCAGCACCUCGGAUCGAAAAGCUACAAUCACUUAUACGAUUUUCUCUAGCAGUACAAAAUGCAUGCGCUGUGAUGAUAGGAAGUGGCUUAAACGACCAUCUGUCUAAUCCAUCACUACUUCGUGAGCUCACCGAAAAGCUACCGCCUCAAAUUCGUUUGAACUGGGGAAAUUAUCGUCGGAACUUAGAUUCUGUUAGCCUUUUAACCUUUAGUGAGUGGUUAGAAGACGUCGCACAGUCGGCAUCUGAAGUUGCGCCUUUGAAUAACAUCCGAACAAUGAAAUCGGAACGCCUCAUGCAAAAAUCUUCGCUUAAUGUUCAUCAAGGUUCAGAAGUACAACAAUCAACGCAUUCACAUCCGACACAGCCACAACAGGCGCGGUCAACAGCGGUACAGUCACAGGUGACUCAACCAAAGAAAUGCCCAAUAUGUGAUAAUGAUUGCAAAGCGAUCGAUAAAUGUCAGAAAUUCUUGAAUCUGAGUCUUAAUGAGAAAUGGAAUGCGAUAAAUCGAUUUUCCAUUUGUAGAACUUGUCUUCGCAGACAUGACAAGAACCGCUGUCACCUUUUAAAGGAAUGUGGUGUUGAUGGGUGUACCUACAAACAUCAUAGGCUGCUCCAUAAAGUGCGCGACACCAUAGUUACAAACGGUUCAUCCAGGUUGAAUUGCUACCACAAAUUGGAUAACUGUUCGAUUUUGUUUCGCAUAGUUCCAGUGACAUUAUUCAAUGGUAAGAAGAAGUUAGACGCUUUCGCUUUCCUCGAUGAUGGCUCAUCGAUUUCCUUGAUUGACGAGGAGCUAGCAAACCAAUUGGGAGUGACAGGAGAACUCCAACCGCUGUGCUUAAAGUGGACAGCCAAUACACACCGCACUGAAAAGAAUUCGAGAGUUAUAGACCUUCAAAUUUCAGCAAAUAGCGCCAGCAAGAAAUACAAAAUAUCCAACUUACAUACAGUCAAGUCACUGGAACUACCAAAACAAAGUGUGAAAGCCGAAGAACUAGCUCGACAACACAGCCACCUGAAAGGAAUUUCCAUCUCAACGUAUACAAAUGCCAAACCACAAAUCCUAUUAGGCUUAGACCAAUGGAAACUGAGUAUCCCACUGCGUUCGCAUGAAGGGAAGCCUAACGAACCAGUUGCAUCCAAAACACGUUUGGGCUGGACAGUAUAUGGCCCAUGUCCAUAUCGUCAAAAAACAAACGAACAAAUGAAGCAACACGAUCUGUCAAAGAACUUUUUAAAUUUUCAUAGCUGCGAUUGCUAUGAUUUAGAAGAUGAAAAACUGAGUACACAAUUCAAAAAAUUCAUGGCGUUUGACUUAGAGGCCACUACAAACAAAAAAAUUCUUCGUUCCUCUGACGACGAAAAGGCUAUAACGAUAAUCAAAAACAAUGUGAGCAGGAGGCCCGAUGGAAACAACUUUGUGGUGCCAUUACUGUGGAAGGGAAAGUUGACUCAACUUCCUGAUAGCCGUCCAAUGGCCGAACGAAGACUUAUACACUUAGAGAAAAAGUUGUCGAAUAAUCCAAAACUGAGGGAAAAUCUAAACGGACAAAUAGAAGAGUAUUUAAGAAAGCAAUACGCACGUAAGUUGAGUAAAGAAGAAUUAAGAAAACAUUCUUCGCCUGUAUGGUAUCUGCCAAUUUUCCCAGUGGUCAAUCACAACAAACCAGACAAGGUCAGAUUAGUAUGGGAUGCAGCCGCGGCAGUGAACGGAGUUUCACUGAAUUCAAUGUUACUCUCUGGACCGGAUAUUGUACCUUCUCUCCUAUCAGUACUUUUGCGUUUCAGGGAGCGUAAAGUAGCCAUAUGUGGAGACAUAAAAGAAAUGUUUCACCAAGUGUGGAUACGAGAUUCGGACCAGCAUGCUCAACGCUUCCUGUGGCGGAAUAAAGACACGAAAGAAGUUGAAGAAUUCGUAAUGCAAGUGAUGACAUUUGGGUCAACUUGCUCUCCCUUCUGCGCUCAAUUUGCAAAAAACACCAAUGCCAGGAUCUACAUUGAAGAAUUUCCAAGAGCCGUGAAGGCGAUUAUAGAAAAUCACUAUGUGGAUGAUUAUUUAGAUAGUGUUAACACAGAACAUGAAGCAAUUACGCUCGCACAAAAUGUUACAUUCAUUCAUAGACAGGCAGGGUUUGAGAUUCGAAAUUUUUUGUCAAACUCUAAAAAGGUUCUGAAAAACCUAGGUGAAAGUUCUUCCAACUUUGAAAAGAAAAUAAAUAGCUGGCAUCCUCUAUCCCAUUCCGAAAAAAUACUAGGCAUGUGGUGGUCCCCUGUUUCUGAUACAUUCUCGUUUGCAAUUAAAACGAAUUUUCUUAAAACCAAUAUUUCCGAUGAAAGUGGUUGGCCAACAAAAAGAGAGUUGCUUAAGGUCCUAAUGUCAGUUUUUGAUCCGCUAGGCUUAAUCGCAAACCUUUUGGUCCUGUUGAAGAUUUUGCUUCAGGAAGUGUGGAAAUCGGCAAUUGCGUGGGAUGAACAGAUUCAACCACAACAUUUCGAGAAAUGGUGUAAAUGGACAAAGCUAAUUCCUCAAAUACAAGCGAUUUCUAUUGAAAGGCCAUACACGAACAAGUUAAUAGUGGACAAAGAGCUUACAGUGCAGAUGCAUGUAUUUGUCGAUGCGAGCGAAGCAGCUUACGCAGCUGCUGUGUAUCUUCGGUUUACAGAUGGAAAAGUUGUCGAAGUGACCCUGAUAGCUGCCAAGACUAAGGUAGCACCCUUGAAAAUCGUGUCAAUUCCAAGACUAGAGUUAGAAGCAGCAAUUCUGGGAGUGAGGUUGGCAAAAACCAUUUCUGAAAAUCAAACAAUCGAAGUGAACGAAAGAUACUUUUGGUCCGACUCGAAAACAGUUCUUAACUGGAUUCAUUCAGAUCAUAGAAAAUACAAACAGUUUGUCGCCUUUCGUGUAGGCGAGAUCCUAGAAGAAACCGAAACCAAAAACUGGAGGUGGAUUCCAAGUAAGAGCAAUGUAGCUGACGAAGCAACAAAAUGGAGGUGCAAUCUGGAAUUAAGUUCCAAAAGUCGAUGGUACAAGGGAGUAAGUUUUCUUUAUGAAUCCCCUGAUGAAUGGCCUGGUGAAUUCAGAGUCACAGAGACAACGAACGAAGAAAUCAGACAUGUCAACAUACACCACGUAUCAAGUUUCGAAAAAAUCGUCGACUACACACGAUUCAGCACUUGGGAACGAAUUUUUCGAGUGAUGGGACAGGUUUUUCGCUAUGCUAGAAAACUGAAAAGCAAAGUCAAAUCUCAAUAUUCACCUCCAUGCCUAACUUCGGUCGAUCUUGCUAAGGCUGAGAAUUAUCUAUUUAGACUAUGUCAAGCGGAAUCCUUCCCUGAAGAAAUCUCAGCUCUUAAGUCAAGUGAUAAGGAACCGUUCAAAGCUGAAGUCGUCAGAACAAGCUCCAUCUAUAAACUUUCACCAUACCUAGACGAAAACUCGACAAUGAGAGUAAAAGGCCGAAUUGACGCAGCCUACGGAAUACCACUAAACACUAAACGACCAAUUAUACUACCAAACAAUCACUACAUAACCGAAAUCAUCAUCUCAUCAUACCAUUACCGAUUUUGCCAUCAAAAUGACGAAACGGUUAUAAAUGAGCUGAGACAGAAAUGUCUUCCUCAACCACCUAGGAUGGGCGAUCUACCAGCCGCAAGGCUUCAGCCAUUCACCAGACCCUUUUCCUUCAUUGGAAUGGAUUACUUUGGUCCACUAUUUGUCACCGUUGGAAGACGCUUGGAGAAACGAUGGGGAGUUCUCAUCACAUGUAUGACAGUACGAGCGAUCCAUAUUGAAGUUGCACACUCAUUGUCCACAGACUCCUGUAUAAUGGCUUUGAAGCGAUUUAUUGCUCGGCGAGGUUGGCCGUUGGAAAUUUAUAGCGACAAAGGGACUAAUUUUCGUGGUGCAAGUAACGAAUUGAGAGAGGCUAUGAAGAGGAUCAACGUGGAUGAAUUGGCAACCAACUUUGUAGGGUCAAACCUGAAGUGGAACUUUAUUCCACCGUCUUCACCUCAUAUGGGCGGUACCUGGGAGAGGCUAGUUAGGUCGGUCAAAAGGACAUUGACAUUUAUAACACCUACAAGAAAUCCUUCCGAUGAACUCCUGUUGACAAUGCUGGCAGAGGUAGAGAGAAUUAUUAAUACUAGGCCUUUGACUUAUGUUCCCUUAGAUAGUCCAAACGAAGAAGCCUUGACGCCCAACCACUUAUUACUGGGUUCUUCAAAUGGAGAAAAAUCAUUUGGAACAUUGACUGAUGACGGUGUCUUAUUGAAGAAGAACUGGUUGACCAGCGGUCAGUAUGCUAAUCGAUUUUGGAGACGGUGGGUCAACGAAUAUUUGCCAGAUCUAACUAGACGUACAAAAUGGUUUGCUGUUACGAAGCCCUUACGAGAGGGUGAUGUUGUCAUAAUAGCAGAUCCUAACAACCCCCGUAACAGUUGGCCCAAGGGAAUCAUUCUCCAAACCAUACCUGGAAGAGAUGGUGAAAUAAGAAGCGCAAUAGUGAAGACGUCGACUGGUGUCUAUACCAGGCCCACCGCAAAGCUUGCUGUACUAGACGUUGGCCGAUUUGACGAUAGUGGAAAGCCAGUUCCAGAAACAGCCUUACCAGGGAGGAGUAUUGUCAAAUCUGGCAAUGCCAAUAAUAAAAUGUCACGGCUUGUGGGAAGUAUUGAACCUUUUGUUCCGGGCAGUAACUUCAAGGCAUACGAAGAUCGUAUCAAACAAUUUUUUAUUGUGAAUGAUAUCCAAGAAGAGGCAAUAACUCCACUAUUCAUCACCGUAGUGGGAGCCGAAAUUUACGAAAUCCUUAUGUCAUUAACUAUUCCAAAAUUGCCUAGUGAAAAAUCAUUCGAAGAAAUAAUUAAACUAAGAUGGCGAAUCGCUGAAGGAAUUUAUUGUGCGCCUGAAAUCUGCAGUCGAUUCGGAGAUUUUUUAGAGGACAUCAAAGACGAUAAGUUAGCGAAGUAUAAGUCGGUCAUUCUGGAUGAAGCUCUGGCAGACAGGUUUAUCGUAGGAGUUAAGAGUGAUAAACUUCAGGAAAUGCUUCUUCGUGAUGACUCAUUAACCUUCGAAAAAGUGUGUCAGCAAGCAUUGAAUGUAGAGGCUUCACACAACGCAUCACGUGCCAUUCAACCUAUGUCACAAAAUGUUAUCUAUAACAACAAAAAGCCUUUUCUACGACACAAAAAUUCAAGUAUACGUCAUGAUAAAACACCACGUGCAGCGGCGCCUAGUUCUCAUAGCUCUUCUAACAAAACAAGUUCCAGCAGUCUUUCGCAGCAUAGUAACAGCAAGCAGAAUUGUUUUCGUUGUGGGAGCAGUGCGCAUAAAGAGCACCAGUGUCCAGCAAAAGAUUGGCAAUGUUUUGCCUCUAACAAAAGAGGCCACAUAGCUUGCAAGUGCCGUUUUCGAGCGAAUGCAAAGAGCGUUAAUAGCGUGAAUAUUUGCAAUACAUCUGAAGAGUAA
Molecule: messenger RNA, 6597 nt
Organism: Eupeodes corollae
Lineage: Eukaryota; Metazoa; Arthropoda; Insecta; Diptera; Syrphidae
Exons: 4
Coding region: 1-6597 (2198 amino acids)
Biological process (GO): DNA integration
Molecular function (GO): nucleic acid binding; zinc ion binding
Source: RefSeq, a predicted model, not a curated record